Molecule: messenger RNA, 3075 nt
Organism: Coccomyxa subellipsoidea C-169
Lineage: Eukaryota; Viridiplantae; Chlorophyta; Trebouxiophyceae; Coccomyxaceae
Exons: 19
Coding region: 1-3075 (1024 amino acids)
Biological process (GO): regulation of transcription by RNA polymerase II; regulation of cell cycle; DNA-templated transcription
Cellular component (GO): nucleoplasm; transcription repressor complex
Molecular function (GO): DNA binding
Source: RefSeq, a predicted model, not a curated record
AUGAAGGAGGGCAAGUACGCAAGCGCAAGCGAACUGCACAGCCCCACGCCUCAGCCUCGAGGUCUACAGGCAAGGCAGGGAGGCAGCACCCCAGGCUUCUGGUCGCAAGAGGAGGGGAGGAGCUUCUUCUCUGCUUUUGGAAAGUGCAACGGACCCAGCGCGUCAAAUUGGCAGAAGGUGGCCAAGGCAGUCAGCAGCAAGGAUGCGGCAGCCUGUGAAGCAUUGUACCACCGCUUCCAGACCUAUCUAUCUUUGCCCAGGGACCUGCAGAACCAGACGGUGUUCCUGGCCCUCAUCCGGGACAUGCACAACCAGGUCACCAAUGGGGACGAGAGUGGCGCGACACUCAGCGCUGGCGGGAGCGGUGGUGAGGGGGAGGCAUCGGAGGGGGGCACCAGCAUGCGGCUGCAUGCGCCUCCGCGCGCACGGCGUACACCCCGAGCGCCGGCCCCUUCCAUCAUGCGAUCGGGCGGACGGGCACAGGGGGUGUCGUUGCGCAGCCCUGAUGUGCUGACUCCCUCCCAGAAGAAGAGGGAUGCUGAGGAGGAAGAUGUGGAUGUCAGCACGCACACGUCUUGGGGAGGCCGCGGCAAGCGCGGGGCGGUCCCCGCUAUUGCUUUGGAGGCGCCCUCGGCCAAGCGCAGACGCGUGCAGGCGCGGCUGCAAUUCUACGACGAUGCACCCAGGGAGACGCGGCGGAGGGGCCUGGUGGACGCCGGGGAUGCAGACGGUGCGGAUGCGCUCCUUUCUCUGGCCGCUCUGGCCAAUGAGGCAGCCAACAUGCCGCUGCCGCCGCUGCCGGAGCUGGCCGCCAGGGAGCUGGAGUCCAAGCUCAACGACCUGGCCGCGCAGGCGGCAGAGCCGUCCUCUGCUCUGCGCGACCGGCCCAAGCGCGCCAGCAAACCGCCCCCUCGAGCAGACGAGUCUCCGCCGCCGCCGCCGCCAAGCGUGCGCAAGCCUCGCGCGGAGGCGUCCGCGUCUGCCAGGAAGAAGAGGGAUGAGGCCAGGAGGGAGGAGGUCAGCAGGGAGGAGCCCAGCAUGGAAAGGGAGGAGGAGGAGAGCCCCCAGUCGGAAGGGUCCCCAGAGCCGGAGCGGCUCGGCCGGGGGCAGCGCGCCACCCGAGGCCGCGCCACCUGGCGCCGACGCGCAGCGCGCGCAGAGGACUCAUCCAGCGAUUUCACCGAACCAGAGGAGAGCAAGUCUCCGCCGCCCCGAAAGCCCAGCAACAAGUCGCGCAGCGGGAGGAUGUCCAACCUGUUCAAGAACGGCAACCAGGGAGCAAAGACAAGUGCUGACGAGAGUGGGGCUGCAAAGGAUGCUGCAGACGAUGACAUGGCGGCUUCAGACCAUUUCUGGCAUGGCCUGGGCAAAAAGGAUCCGACGCCGCGGGUGCGCCGCCGCAAGGCGCUCCCCGAGAAGAUUCCUCCCAUGAUGUCGCCCAUCAAGUCCCUGUUUGGACGCCGGACCAAUGCUGGCCUGAUGCUGGGUCUGCCUGGCCACACCGCCGCCCCAGGAGGCCUUCCUGGUGUCUGCUUCCCAGGCAUGGAGGGUGAGGAGAAUGGGGUGCCUCCUGGGGAGCCGGAGCUGAAGCUGCGCAGAUGCCUUGAUGCUCGCACGCGGCGCUGGGCGGCAGCAGAGUUCUUCUACAGCGGCCUGGACCGUGCAUGGUUCAUGCAGACUGAGCUGCCGGAAUUCUUGCGGCAUGUGGGCAUCCCACAUGGCACAAAGCUGACAAGGACCGAGUGGGCAGCGCUGCGAGCUGGGCUCGGUAACCCUCGGAGGCUGUCUCUCAACUUCCUGCGCGAGGAACGGGGGCGGCUGGAGGCGUUCCGGGAGUCGGUACGGCGCAAGUACCAGGAGGUGGGUUACAACACUGAGGUGCCUGCCGAGUUCCCGCGCCAGCUGGCAGUGAGUCAGCGCGUGACUGCCCGCCACCCUGUCACUCGCCAGCUGCACGACGGAGACAUCCUCACCAUCGCACCAGACUGCUAUAGGGUGCAAUUUGAUCGCCGCGAAUUGGGUGUGGAGCUGGUGAAGGACGUGGAUGUGAUGCCCAUCGAUCCCCACGAGUCGCUGCCAUCAAGCAUCCAGCUCACCACGGCGUCGAUGCUUUUGAACGGCCGGCGUGCGCUGGCGGGGGGCCCUGUUGUGAAGAAGGCGCAAAAGGUGUGGCGCAGCGACAGCGGCGGCCUGCGCGGCCCGGCGGCUGGCCGCGCCCAGCAGGAAGCCCGUGCCGCCGCGGCAGCCGCCGCCGCCCAGCAGCAGCUGCGCUCCGAGGCCGACGUGCGCGCCCUUGUCGAGGUGUCCACUGUGCUGGACCGCAAGGAGGCAUUGCUGAUGCAAUUGCGCACCAUGAACGACGAGGCGGAGACAGGCAUGCAUGUCAACAGCUCUGGCAGGCACACAGAGGCAUUCCAGGCCGCCUAUGCCAAAGUGGUGAACGAGGUGCUGGAGGCUUCGCUGGGCCAGCUGCAGGCACGCAACAAUCCCCAUGCAGAGGCUGUCGCGGCCGCGCUCAACAGGACAGGAUCCACCGAGCGACCGGGCUCCUCCCUCAUGCUGCCCACCUCGCCUCUGCGCGCUCGCGCUGCCGAAGCAGCCGGCGCCUCACAAGGCGGCCAGGGCGGGGUGGCGCAGCAGAGGUAUUCCAAUGCGGAGGCUGCGUGGCAGGCUGCCUGGAAGGAGGGGCGGCGGCUGGUGCAGAUCUACCAAGCCGAGCUCAACCAGGGCACCUAUAACGCCGGAAGGCUGGCCGCUGAAAAACAAGCAAACGCAGACGGGUCCGCAGCCCAGGCUGACAAAGCCGAGCCGCAAUCCAUAGCCCCAGGUGCUGACAAGGCGCCGGCAAAUGGCGACCCCACGGAAGCAGCAUGGCUGUCAGACCUGGUCAACGGCUGUGUCUCCAUGCUCAUCACCGUGCACCAGUGCACUGAGAGCGAGGCAUCAACAGCGUAUGUCCAGAAAGCACUGGAUUCUGCGCUGGCCUCUCUGACACCGCGAGCAGCCGCCAAUCGCCCCUUCUUGGCAGACAUCCAGAACAGUGUUGACCUGCUGAAGCAGCACCUCAUCUACUAG